Symbiodinium necroappetens is the source of this 669-nucleotide messenger RNA. Lineage: Eukaryota; Dinophyceae; Suessiales; Symbiodiniaceae. The record is from the annotation of a GenBank genome assembly.
AUGGAUGAGAGACGUGUGCUGGUGCGGGUGAAGAGGCGUCUCGAUGAGGACCCGCUCCCCGAAAUCCUUCUGGAGGAGCCGCGUAAGGAUUCUGAGAAGCGAAAAAGACCCGAUGCCACGGCUGCAGCUCUAAAGCUUGUCGAUACGGUUGGGUCCCGACAGUGGCCCGAUGAGGAAUAUGGCCUUCCUGUAGCCUGGUUCCAUGCAGCCGCAAACGCGGCUUGGCCAGCGAUGCCGCAAGGAGGCAUGUUGCAACAAACCGAGCCGAUGCUGGAACUUCGGGAGGCGUCGCGCCGUCUGAUUGGCGGGUAUGCCGGCGAAACUGUGCAGCUGAUUGACGUGGAUCGUUCCGAAAACUGCCCGAUGCCGGCAGCAACUUCUGGAUUCACGAUCAAUGGCAUGGAGCUCGUUGCCGAGCCCAGACCUCCGAGUCCGAGAGAGGAUUUUGUAUGGGACGUCUAUGCGCUCAGUGACCUCCAACAUGCGCCAGCGGCUGCAGUGCAGCUGCAUGAUUCUGUCCUGGGUCCGGAAGAAACGGACCUGGACGAACUGGAGUCCAUAGACUCUUCAGACGAAGGCGCUGUUGAGCCAUGGUCACGCAGAAGCAGCUCCGAUGAAGAAUGCGAUGAGCCGGAGGACCGAUCCCAAUGGGUGAACACUCUGGACUAG